Molecule: messenger RNA, 1816 nt
Organism: Notodromas monacha
Lineage: Eukaryota; Metazoa; Arthropoda; Ostracoda; Podocopida; Cyprididae
Source: the annotation of a GenBank genome assembly
CAAGAGUUUAUUGUAACAAGAUUUUAAAGCAUAUCUAGCGAAGCAAUGUACUUCACUACAUUGAACUGCUGUAUUUCCCUAUCGAGUAAUAUAUUCACUGUCCCUCGAAAUUUAUCCAGCAAAAUAUUAGCUCCAUAGUCAAUACUCAGGAAGGUUCCUGUUCAUGGAGGCGUCUUGUAGAGACCAAUCAGACUCGGAUUUAGUGGAAAGGCGCCUCAAGAAGUGUCAACAACUUUUUGACAUCAACAGCAAGGAGGAUCUCUUCGCUGACUUCUCUUGCGCGUACACAGGAGAUGUUCUUCUAUAUGGUCGUCUAUACAUAUUCAAGAAUAGUUUCGCUUUCCAUUCAAAAUUUCUCGGCCACGUCACAAAAUUCACAAUCCCUUUGGAAGCUGUGAAGGAAAUUUCAAAAGAACGAACGGCGAAGAUUAUCCCAAAUGCCAUCGGAGUCUCGACGAAUUCCAACAAGUUCAUAUUCGGGUCUUUGCUGUCGCGAAGAAACGCCUUUCAAGUGAUGAAUAGAGUCUUCACCUUGUACAAAGAACAAACAACACCUGCAUCCGUGCAAGACGAAGAAUUACCGGUUCUCUCCAACCACGGACUCAAGUUUCGAUACGUUCGCGAUAACUGGAGAGAAGAGAAACCAGAACGAGCCAUUUCCCGCGACGAAUUCACGCAGGAAGAUUCAACUCUAUCCUCAUUGACUCAGAAAACGCUCGAAUUCUCAUCAACGAAAGCCUCUCGGCAUGUUCCCAGCAGACGAAGCGAAAUCCACAUACUUUUGAUCGCGUGUUCAACACUCUUGAUUGCAUCGGUCGUGUUCUCCGUCAUAACGCUUUGGAGGUUCUAUUACCUUCCAGGAACCACACUUGAGAGAAAUAUGGAUUUGGGAACGGCGAAUGCAGAGGUUUACCUGCUUCCAGAGGCUCUAACGGCGAGACUGCGUGUAUUAGACGAUGAAGUUCACAAGAUCGCAGCGAUUCGCAAGACGCUCGAAAAGCUCGCUGACGAUUACCGAAAAUCCGAGGCUACUCCGGAUUUCGGAUCAUGCCAGGAUCUGACUUCGGAAAAGCGUCUUUCGAAUAAAUGAAACACUCGGAUUCAAGGCUGAAAAAAUGACGAUAAAACUCGAGCGGUAUUGAUUUUUCUUCUGGCUUCGCUUUUAUUUGUGUGAUACAAAAAACACGAAGAGAAUUCACCGACAUCAGAGUUCAGACCCCUUGAGAUCAUUCCAGCGACGACAGGAUAUCAGGCAGCCUGCUUGAUAGCGUCAUCGAUCUCGUCCAUCUUGGACUUGAGAGAGUGCCACAUAGUUGGGGUCAGCGCAAUCCCUAGAAGAAUAAAAACAAAGUCGGAAAACAGAAAUUAAUUUUCAAAACGAUCGUUGGGCGCAUCAGUAAAUAUUCUGGGUUCGCAGCAGGAUUUCAUUGGGUCCUCGCGAAACCAGUCCAUUCCUGGAGGAGUUUCGUCAAGACGAAUUUCUCGUUAUGCGCAAGGCGUUUUUCAUCAAGAUAACAUUGUAAUUCAUUUAAUUUGUUUCAGAAUAUCCCCAGAAGACCCCAAAAAACAAUAAAAUUGGUGUACUUCUCGGCAUGAAAUUGUGAAUUCAAUAUUAUUACGCAGGUAAUCCUGACCAAUCUUGUUAAUAUCUGUCUGAAUUUCUGGAAUUGUGAAGACAAGCAGAUGUAAAACCACGCUCUUCCUUUUCAUCAAUUAAUUUUUCAUUUUUGGAUAAUUCUCAAGUUUCAGUUCAAAAUUUGCGCAGUUUUGGGGCAAACAAAUUUGUUUCACGUGAAAUGAUUUCGUAAUAUGAGUG